Musca vetustissima is the source of this 1200-nucleotide messenger RNA. RefSeq lists its product as uncharacterized. The coding region runs from base 1 to 1200 and encodes 399 amino acids. Lineage: Eukaryota; Metazoa; Arthropoda; Insecta; Diptera; Muscidae. The record is from RefSeq and is a predicted model, not a curated record. The transcript has 4 exons.
AUGGUGAUCGAUAGGCAAAUAUCCGUUGUUGACAUUGGCACCCCAAAAUGGGUUAAUGAAGAACUUUUCGAAAAACUGUUAUUAAAAGAAAUUGUGGAUUUUCAAAAAAUACUGAAAUUCUCACCAAAACUCGUUGACAAUUGCAAAGAUAACUAUUUGAGUGUUAAAAUUGAAUACGAAGCAAAAGAUGGCAAAAGACGUAUUAUGGGUUUCAUUUUAAAAACCGCUACAUUAAGUGGUGGUGAGAAGCUAUUACCGUAUUUAAACAAUACAUCUUUGGCUCUUGAAAACCAAGUAAAUUUUGAAAUUUUACCCAAGCUAAGGAAAAUAUAUGAAGAGGAAAAUAAAUCCAUCAACUUUUCUCCAAUUGCUUAUAAAUUUCCUCAAACUGUACCGGAAGAAUAUAUCCUUUUUGAGGAUUUACAAUAUAAAGGUUACAGAUGUUUUGGACAAUCGGGUGGUCUUGGCAGCAAACAAAUAGAAAUUAUUUUGUCAAAUUUGGCAGCAUUCCAUGCUGCAAGCGUAGCUUCAAACAAAUUUGAAAUGAUUUCCGAGAAAUCCUCAAGGAAAAUGCCAUCCAUUUCCGACAGGAUUUUUAAGGAGCAUUUGCAUAUUUAUAAUUUGCUAAAAUAUGAAGAUACAAUUAAAUCUUUACAAACUAAAUUUUUGGAGCCGCAAUUUUAUUUCAAUCCUCAGGAAUUUCAGGUUCUUUCAUUGGGCAAUUGCACCCUGGAUAAUAUGUUGUUUCAUAUGGAUGCAUUUGGCAAUAUUAAAGAUUGUGUUUUCCUCAAUAUGGGUUAUUGUUCGUAUGAAAGCCCCGCCAAGGAUUUGUGGUAUAUUUUGCUGUCAUCAAUCAAUACGGAUGAGCUAAUAACCAAAUUAGAAUAUUAUGUCAAAUUCUAUUAUGAUCAAUUGACAAGCUUUUUGAAGCAGCUGAAAUUAAAGGGAACUUUGCUGAAGUUGUCGGAUUUGCAUUACGAAAUGAUGAAAAAUAAUAAAUGGGCCUUUGAAGCGGUGACGCAAGUAUUGCCUCUUACACUUUGGGAUCCCAGCAAAGAUAGCCAUAUAGUAGCAAGUUCCGACGAUCUACGUGAAUCUAAAGAUAAACUAUUGAAAGCUAUGUACGGCCAACAGAAUUAUUGUCAACAAAUUCAGAAAUUGCUGCCAUGGAUGGAGAAUAAAGCGCUACUAGAAGUGUGA